GGUGUAAUCCAGUGGACGUAAAACUCUCGUAAACGGAAAUUCACCGAAUUCCGUGUCCUCCGUCAUUUUUUCUUUUAUCCCUUUUCCCCCUUUGGGCCUUUACCUUCGUCUCACCAUCGUCUAGUCUCGUUCUCGUCACCUCCAAGGAAAGGGCUGACAUUCGAAUUUCGAAUCUCCUACGCGUCCAGAGACCCUUCUGCCGGAAGUCCGCCUCCGGCAGGGAGAGAGAGGGCGCCUCUUCCGAUUCCUACCCGGUCCAUUCCAUGAUUGCCCUCUCCCUCUCCUCUUCCUCCGCCGCCACGUCUACCUCCCCCAUCGCUCGUGUUGCAAUCUUCUCUUCCAAUUCUUCAACGCCUCCGCAUUGUCGUAUGUUUACCCGAUUCUCCAUUUCCCUGUCGCCGUUCCCCUCUGAUGCGAUCAUUGCGGCUACGCAAUCGGGUCGCUUCUAAGUCUGUUGACAGCGAUACUACCCACAACGGAAUGGAUCCCGUCAAGUUCCAACAGCGAGUGGGACCAGCUACGUCUCGAUCCGCCCCCAACUUCGCCUAUUACCCGAUUUCGCGACCCUCCAAGCGAUCCAAGUCCAAUCUCAUCGUUUUCGGGUUUGUCCUCACCCUGAUCGCUUUAAUCUCGUGUUAUUACCUGUUCCGCACCGGUAAAGUUGUGGAUUGGAAUAAGAAGUACGGGAUUGUUAUCGACGGCGGCAGCACCGGGACGCGGCUCCACGUGUUCGCUUACAGGGUUCAGGGCGGGAAGACGGUGUUCGAUUUUGGGGAGGAGGCGGCGAUGAGGGUUAGCCCCGGAUUGUCGGCGUAUGCCGAGGAUCCGGAAUCCGCUGGUUCAUCUCUUAAUGAGCUGCUUGAGUUUGGGAAGGAGAGAGUGCCGAGGGGGCUAUGGGGUGAUACAAAAAUUCGGUUGAUGGCUACUGCUGGGAUGAGGUUGCUGGACUUUGAUGUGCAACACAGGAUUCUAGAAUCGUGUAGAAGGGUUCUGAGGCAAUCUAGGUUCGUGUUUAAGGAUGAAUGGGCUUCUGUUAUUAAUGGUUCUGAUGAGGGUGUUUAUGCUUGGAUUGUUGCCAACUACGCUUCCGGUACUCUUGGAGCCGACCCUCUCAAGACAACUGGUAUAAUUGAGCUUGGUGGAGCUUCUGCUCAGGCAUGGUUCCUAUUCUUAAUUUUUUCACUUUACAGUUUUGCUCGCUUUAUAACUUUUGUUUCAAAUGAGCCGUUGCCUCCUGAGUUCUCCCGGACUGUCAAGUUUGGGAAUGUAAUAUAUAACAUCUACAGCCACAGCUUUCUUCAGUUUGGUCAGAAUGCUGCAUUUGAUGCAUUGAGGGAAUUGCUAGUGUCACCAGACCAUCAAUCAUUUUAUAGAAAUCUGAUACCCAUCCUAACAAAUACAGCUGCUGAGUUGGUUGAAAAGGGAGGAGUAAAAUUGGAUCCUUGUACUCCCAUGGGGUAUUCACAUGCUAUGGCUGCGGAAAGUUCCUCAUCAGGUUCUUUCAUUGAAGAGAAGGAUAGUCUUCUGUCAAACCUUCAGCCUGGGGGUAACUUUUCUGAGUGCAGAUCUGCUGCAUUAACACUUUUACAGAAAGGAAAAGAUAAAUGUGCCUACCAACACUGCUCUAUAGGACCAACAUUCAUACCGAAGCUUCAGGGGAAGUUUUUGGCAACGGAGAAUUUCUUCUAUACAUCUAAGUUCUUUGGGUUGAGUCCAAAAGCUUUUCUCUCUGAUCUUAUGGGAGCUGGAAAACAAUUUUGUGGGGAGGAUUGGUCAAGUUUGAGAAGGAAGCAUAGAUCAUUAUCUCUCAAAGAUGAUGAUCUUAUGCGCUAUUGCUUCUCUUCUGCGUAUAUUGUUGCCCUACUUCACGACAGCCUUGGCAUAUCUUUGGAUGAUGAACGGAUUGGGUACGGCAAUCAUGUUGGGAAUAUCCCUCUUGAUUGGGCACUCGGAGCUGUCAUCUUGCUGACCAGUUCUUCACAGGAUAUGCAACACCCUAGCUGGAUCUCCACUGUUAUCGGUGAUGAUUCACCCACAUUAUUAUGGUUAGUUGCCAUUGCCGCAUUGUUCAUGUUUGCAGUGUGGUCAGUGUCGAAAUGGAGGAAGCCUCAAUUAAAGACGAUUUAUGAUCUAGAGAAAGGACGAUAUAUAGUUACACGUGUGCGAAGAAGUUGAUAGCAUUUUUCAGAUGUGAUACCUGCAGUAUUAUUCUUAAACCUACACAGAUCAAAGGGGGAGGUGUCUAUCAUAUAGCUGUUUUGGAGAUCCAUUGCUUCCCUUGAGUUAGGUGAGAAGGUCAGAUAGACAAAGCAUUCAUAUGAUUCUUCCAUUCGGAGAGUGCUAGGUGAAGAAGAUAGUGUAACUAGUGAAACUGUGAUAGGAGGAAUAGUGGCCUUCCCAUUUUGUAUUCUGGAAAAGAUGAGAAGCAUGUGCUAACUCUGAAUACGGAAGGGCGGAGAACACUAAAGAGUUUCUUCCUUUCUCUCCCCUGUGACUGCAAAUUGCUCAGUGUGCAAAGAGCAAUGGUAGAAAUACGCAGAUUUAGAAUGAGAGAAGAGGUAUGGCAGUUGUCUUGUACACUUGAUUGUUUGUGAAAUAUGAUUUGAAGUAAAAAUGUGAUACAGUGCCUGCAUAGAUGUUAUUGCUUCUUGUAAAUGAGUUUUGGACUCAAUCUGGGCUCAAGGUAGAGAAAGAACCGUAGGGGUCGUUUGGAAGUUGGAAUUUCAUAUGAUGUAUUUAACCAAUAUAUUUACAGAAGAAUACUUCAUAUUUUUUUUUGGUCUUAAACAAAAUCAGAAUACUUGUAUUUAAACUAUAGAUGAG
Messenger RNA from Linum tenue, 2823 nucleotides. The record is from the annotation of a GenBank genome assembly. Lineage: Eukaryota; Viridiplantae; Streptophyta; Magnoliopsida; Malpighiales; Linaceae.